Molecule: messenger RNA, 1997 nt
Organism: Nomia melanderi (Alkali bee)
Lineage: Eukaryota; Metazoa; Arthropoda; Insecta; Hymenoptera; Halictidae
Molecular function (GO): lipid binding
Source: RefSeq, a predicted model, not a curated record
UCUUCGCAGAUUUCUCGUUUCCCGCGUGGACGUCCGUCGGGAGAAAUCGGAGAGGUUCGAGAGAGGCUGAGAAUUUUCGAUGACACGGGUAUUUACACUGUUGUCUCAUUAGCGAAUCGCGGGCGGGCAACGUGCAUGUUAACAGUAGUGAAGUGGCGCGGAAUUAAGGGGAGGCUACGGAGGAAACAACGCAUAAAUAAGAGGGGGGUCAGACCGGGGGCCAGAUAAAGCGGUUGACCCUCGCUCCUUCAAUGACCCACGAGAUAUCGUUCCACUAAAUUCACUGACUCGCCUACCAGUCGAAUGCGUGGCCUGAUCUACCGCAUAGCCGCACUGCUCGCUGCUCCUCCACGCGCCCGAUUUUCGGCCACUCUUCCCGUUUUGUCAACGCGACGGAAAUGCAACCUCGAAAGUUACUCCUCGUCCUCGUCUGCUGCGUUCUCGGCUGCCGGUGUGACGACCUCUCGGUCAAGCCUCUUGAGAAAAAUGACACGGCAGCGGAAAUCGCUCUUGGCGAGAAGCGGCUCGGGGAUCAUAUUCGCACGAUCUUGGCACACUAUCAGCAAGAGGAUCCGGUGGGCCUACCUGGCGCGCCGAUACCGGACCCGAUGUCAGUGCCGGACAUGAAGCAUUCCUUUUCCAUGUACACCAUGAACUUCAAGCAAGUCAACGUUUACGGCCUCUCGAAAUUCCGAAUCGUCCGCAUGGACUCGGAACUAGCUUUGAUGCAAGUCUCAGUUGCUCUGAGCAUCGAGUCGUUGGACAUCCGUGGAUUGUACACCUUGUCCUCAUGGCUGUCGCGUUCUGCCGGCGACUUCACCGUCAAAUUGACGGAGGUGAACGUCCGGGGUGUUGCGAGACUGGAGGUCGGCAACGACGGCAAGCUGCAAGCUCAGGACAUUGACAUGGACCUCACGUUCGACAAGAUAGACAUGGACUUCAAGAAUCUUGGCUUCCUGGGCUCUGUGUUCCAAGGUGUAAUCAAUUCUGUGGGCACCUUCAUAUUCGACAGUAUUAAACCCUUCAUAUUGAAGGAAGUCAACACUAACAUACGGGGUGAAGUCAACAAGCAGAUAUCACAAUUACCUCAGUACUUCCCGAACUCUAUAUCACCGUUUGACAUGGCAGUAGCGGAAGCACGCCGGAAGGUGUCCGAUUUAGGGUAUGACCCGUUCAGAGUAAAGGAUUACAGCCAGACUGUCGGGUUGUUCGUCGUGACGUCAUCGCACACAUGGAUCACUGGUCUGGCGAGUUUCUAUCGGAUGGGAAACAUCACGUUGAGCAUGGAGAAUAAAACAGUGUACGCUACGAUCGACGUUGGAACGCAGGAGAUCGAAGGAAAAACCCAUUGGGAAGUGAACGUUAUCGGUGGAUUCCUGUCUAGGGCCGGCACGGUCUCCUUUACCGUGCAAUACUUCAGGGUUCAGGUGAAAUUAAGUCAGCCCCUGGACACCCGGAAGAACCCUAAACUCGAGGAGCUUAAUCUAGAAUUGGGCAACAUCCAAGCUAGGGUUCGCGGAGCUGGUACUAUUGAUUACUUAAUGGAAGCCAGCAUUAAUGUACUGCCAAACCUUUUAAGGUAUCAAAUUAUGGACGCCAUAGAAGGGCCUCUGAAAAGACGCUUACAAGUUGAGCUAAACAAAGUGAACGUCGAGAGAUUGAUUCAUGAGAAGAUACCGGACAUAGAGGAACAGGCUAGGUAUAUUCAAGGCUUGAUCCCUAACGAGGAGACUAUUCUAGAAGAGGCAAUAAUGCCGCCUGAAGACCAAGACGAGCAACCGUUCUCGGACAGCGAAGAGAAUCGGGGACCUUCGUAAAUCCUUGAACCGUGAAAUACAACUUCACAGAGUAGACUAUUUAUGACCAAUAACUUUCCACAUGCGAAUACUCGUAUUCGGCGUCACGACGCAUCUACAGUGUAUUUUGUAAAUAUUUUUACACUCCGCCAAAGAGAACAUUCCUUAAAUAUACAUUUGGUUCUUACCCGAAACAACAAC